UUCACUCUCGAAAUUUUGAGGCAUUUUGGCAAGUAGCAACCUUUUAACCGGAUCAUUCUCUGCAACGCGUCUUCUCGCUUGCCGGCAACACUACAACAAUGGUGGAAAUCGUAGAAACUGAAGAAACGCCGAGGACUACCACCGCUACCGUCAAGGAAGAAGAAUCACGCCCACUGUUAGAUACUUCAGAGUUAAAACCACGUUCUAAAUCGGUGAGGACUAAGGUCCCGGAGGUGGAGGUCCAUCUUUAUCGGCGCGGAGAGGGUCCGAUCGACAUCUUCAAGUCGAGUUUAGGUGGCUGGGAUCAAGACCAGCUCGAAGUUCGAGAUAUAUUAGACAAGUAUGGGUUGAAAUCGCUGUAUGCUUAUAAUACGCAAUCGGGAAGGGGCGUUCCGAUCCGGUUUAACGGUAGAAAUGGUCGAUCUAUACUACCAUACAAGGAUGGAUCCGUAAUUUUCAUUGACGGAGAGCCCAAGGACUCAUUGAUAAAGCCAAUCACCAGGAUCCUAGUAGGUGUUGCAGUAUUAACUGCAAUGAUUAUACUGGUCAUGAAGGAGACUCCAGGAUGGGCUAAGAAGUUGAAUUUCGCCGGCAUUAACUUCAACGUCCCUCCAUGGGUCCUAGCUUGUGUCGUUAUCGUUUUCACUCGUUUGAGGAAGAGAACCCGGGAUUUCUUCGCCAAACGUCAUUGAUUAUAGUUUUCUUAAAAAAGGUUCUUGAUCAGUACCAUCAUAAUUUUACACAUUUCAUAAGGUGUUUGUUUCUGGACAAUUUUUGUAGUUUUGCUUCAAUGAAUCCUUUUUGUGAUAAUUUG
This is a messenger RNA of Cynara cardunculus var. scolymus (artichoke), 814 nucleotides long. RefSeq lists its product as uncharacterized. Lineage: Eukaryota; Viridiplantae; Streptophyta; Magnoliopsida; Asterales; Asteraceae. The coding region runs from base 99 to 692 and encodes 197 amino acids. The record is from RefSeq and is a predicted model, not a curated record. The transcript has 2 exons.